UAUUCAUUGUCGGAAUAAAUUUGUAACCAAGUCUAGUGGCUGUCCCGUUCGAGAAUAUUUCAUUCUAAGAAAUAAAACGUUUUGUUUGUUGAAAAUAAAAAUUUUACUCUUACGCUGUUUUUUGUUGAUAUCUGUGGCAAUAGCGUGAGAAGAUCACUUUAAUUCUGGAUAUUUCGGUUGACAUAAAAGAUGGUUUACACCGCGAUGUAGCAGUGGAAUAAUUGUCUGUCGACACUCGACACGAGUGCUUAGGAAAGCGCUCGUUCUACGUGAGAGCUAUAUUUUGAAUUGUAAUACAUAUCCAUAGUUUAAAUCAAUGUGAUGGUUUCGAUGUAAAUACAUAAAAGACCCGAAAAUGAAGUCACUAUCUGUUGUAAUAUGUGCAUGUUUGUGCAUAUUUACCGUUCUGUUGGUUCGCGACACAGUUGCUACGACGUGUAAUUGUUCAAUAGAUUGUGUUUCAUUCAAUUGUACGGCUGGAACGUACUGGGCCAAUGGCGCCGGUUGUUUACAAUGUCCUACGGGCUACUUUUGUGAGGGAGGUGUAAAUGCACCUAAAUUAUGCCCAAAUGGAACUUACUAUGAAUUAACAGGUGCAAAUAGUCCCACAUUGUGUAAGACAUGCAAUCUUAAUACAAGUGUUUCUGCAUGGCCAUCAAGCUGCGCACCUUGUCCAGCUGGUUUUAGUUGUUCUGAAACUGGGCCUCCAAUGCUGUGUGGAAAAGGGAGUUAUUCAAUUAGUGGUAAUGGUUCUUGUCAACAUUGUCCCCCUGGAUAUGUUUGUCCAACUCCAUCAGAACUUCCAAAGGUUUGUCCUGGAGGUUUUCAGCCAAGUUCUGACAGUUCUCAAUGUAUUCCAUGCCCUGCGGGACAGUAUUCUUACAAUAAUAGUAUGCCUUGUGAGGAUUGUGCUAAUGGCACUUACAGUUCACAGGCAUCAAUCACCUGUAUACUUUGUCCAUCUGGAUUCAGUUGUAUGAAUAAAUCUACAGCCCCAGUUCCCUGUAAAACUGGGUGGUAUUCUCCCAGUGGAAAGAUGGCAUGUGAAAUAUGUCCAUUGGGGCACAUGUGUCCUAAUGUAGAGUCAGCAAAUCUUCCUAUUCCUUGCAUUAAUGGAACAUAUUCCAACGUUACUGGCUCAACUGACUGCACAGUUUGUCCUGCUGGUUUUAUGUGUCUUGAUCCUCGUCAUGCUCCUGUCACGUGUUCUGAAGGUUUUUACAGUCCUUUGGGAAUACCGCAAUGUUUUCUUUGUCCCCAAGGUCACAGUUGCGCAGAUAAAUCAAUGUCCCCGGUACCAUGUACCCCAGGAACAUAUUCUGAUACUGGUGAAACUAAAUGUAACGAGUGUGAUAAAGGAUUCAAAUGUCCAUUUGAUAAAAUGCAAUCGCCAAUAAAAUGUUUAAACGGAACAUAUUCUAAUGAAACAAAGUCAACGGAAUGUAAAACGUGUCCAGCUGGGUUUUUGUGUCCAAAUGCUGAUGAAACUCCAGUGAAAUGUGGGGAUGGCUAUUAUAGUCUGGGAUCAGCAUCACAAUGUAUAAUAUGCCCUCGUGGACACAGUUGCUCUGAUAAAUCAGAAUCUCCGGUACCAUGUACCUCAGGAACAUAUUCUGAUACUGGUAAAACUAAAUGUAACGACUGUGAUAAAGGAUUUAAAUGCCCAUUCAAUGAAAUGCAAUCGCCAAUAAAAUGUUUAAAUGGAACAUAUUCUAAUGAAACAAAGUCAACGGAAUGUAAAACGUGUCCAGCUGGGUUUUCGUGUCCAAAUGCUGAUGAAACUCCAGUGAAAUGUGCGGAUGGUUAUUAUAGUCUGGGAUCAGCAUCACAAUGUAUAAUAUGCCCUCGUGGACACAGUUGCUCUGAUAAAUCACAACCUCCGGUACCGUGUACCCCAGGGACAUAUUCUGAUACUGGUAAAACUAAAUGUAACGACUGUGAUAAAGGAUUUAAAUGUCCAUUCAAUGAAAUGCAAUCGCCAAUAAAAUGUUUAAAUGGGACAUAUUCUAAUGAAACAAAGUCAACGGAAUGUAAAACAUGUCCAGCUGGGUUUUCGUGUCCAAAUGCUGAUGAAACUCCAGUGAAAUGUGGGGAUGGUUAUUAUAGUCUGGGAUCAGCAUCACAAUGUAUAAUAUGCCCUCAUGGACACAGUUGCGCUAAUAACUCAAUAUCUCCGAUGCCCUGUACCCAAGGAACAUAUUCUGAUACUGGCGAGACUAAAUGUAACGACUGUGAUAAAGGAUUUAAAUGUCCAUUCAAUAAAAUGCAAUCAGCAAUAAAAUGUUUAAAUGGAACAUAUUCUAAUGAAACAAAGUCAACGGAAUGUAAAACGUGUCCAGCUGGGUUUUCGUGUCCAAAUUCUGAUGAAACUCCAGUGGAAUGUAAGGAUGGCUAUUAUAGUCUGGGAUCAGCAUCACAAUGUAUAAUAUGCCCUCGUGGACACAGUUGCUCUGAUAAAUCACAAUCUCCGGUACCAUGUACCCAAGGAACAUAUUCUGAUACUGGUAAAACUAAAUGUAACGACUGUGAUAAAGGAUUUAAAUGUCCAUUCAAUGAAAUGCAAUCACCAAUAAAAUGUUUAAAUGGAACAUAUUCUAAUGAAACAAAGUCAACGGAAUGUAAAACGUGUCCAGCUGGGUUUUCGUGUCCAAAUGCUGAUGAAACUCCAGUGAAAUGUGCGGAUGGUUAUUAUAGUCUGGGAUCAGUAUCACAAUGUAUAAUAUGCCCUAAUGGACACAGUUGCCUUGAUAACACAAUAUCUCCGGUACCAUGUCCCCAAGGAACGUAUUCUGAUACUGGUGAAACUAAAUGUAACGACUGUGAUAAAGGAUUUAAAUGUCCAUUCAAUAAAAUGCAAUCACCAAUAAAAUGUUUAAAUGGAACAUAUUCUAAUGAAACAAAGUCUACUGAAUGUAAAACGUGUCCAGCUGGGUUUUCGUGUCCAAAUGCUGAUGAAACUCCAGUGAAAUGUGCGGAUGGUUAUUAUAGUCUGGGAUCAGCAUCACAAUGUGUUCUAUGUCCCCGUGGAUACAGUUGCUCAGAUAAAUCUGUGUCCCCGGUGCCAUGUACCCCAGGAACAUAUUCUGACACUGGUGAAACUAAAUGUAACGACUGUGAUAAAGGAUUCAAAUGUCCAUUUGAUAAAAUGCAAUCGCCAAUAAAAUGUUUAAACGGAACAUAUUCUAAUGAAACAAAGUCAACGGAAUGUAAAACGUGUCCAGCUGGGUUUUCGUGUCCAAAUGCUGAUGAAAAUCCAGUGAAAUGUGGAGUUGGCUAUUAUAGUCUGGGAUCAGCAUCACAAUGUAUAAUAUGCCCUCAUGGACACAGUUGCGCUGAUAAAUCACUAUCUCCGGUGCCAUGUACCCCAGGAACAUAUUCUGAUACUGGUAAAACUAAAUGUAACGACUGUGAUAAAGGAUUUAAAUGUCCAUUCAAUGAAAUGCAAUCGCCAAUGAAAUGUUUAAAUGGAACAUAUUCUAAUGAAACAAAGUCAACGGAAUGUAAAACAUGUCCAGCUGGGUUUUCGUGUCCAAAUGCUGAUGAAACUCCAGUGAAAUGUGGGGAUCGUUAUUAUAGUCUGGGAUCAGCAUCACAAUGUAUAAUAUGCCCUCAUGGACACAGUUGCGCUAAUAACUCAAUAUCUCCGAUGCCGUGUACCCCAGGAACAUAUUCUGAUACUGGCGAAACUAAAUGUAACGACUGUGAUAAAGGAUUCAAAUGUCCAUUCAAUAAAAUGCAAUCACCAAUAAAAUGUUUAAAUGGAACAUAUUCUAAUGAAACAAAGUCGAGGGAAUGUAAAACGUGUCCAGCUGGGUUUUCGUGUCCGAAUGCUGAUGAAACUCCAGUGACAUGUGCGGUUGGCUAUUAUAGUCUGGGAUCAGCAUCACAAUGUAUAAUAUGCCCUCAUGGACACCGUUGCGCAGAUAACUCAAUAUCUCCGGUGCCAUGUACCCUAGGAACAUAUUCUAAUACUGGUGAAACUAAAUGUAACGACUGUGACAAAGGAUUUAAAUGCCCAUUCAAUAAAUUGCAAUCACCAAUAAAAUGUUUAAAUGGAACAUAUUCUAAUGAAACAAAGUCAACGGAAUGUAAAACGUGUCCAGCUGGGUUUUCGUGUCCAAAUGCUGAUGAAACUCCAGUGACAUGUGCGGUUGGCUAUUAUAGUCUGGGAUCAGCAUCACAAUGUAUAAUAUGCCCUCAUGGACACAGUUGCGCGGACAAAUCACUAUCUCCUGUGCCAUGUACCCCAGGAACGUAUUCUAAUACUGGUGAAACUAAAUGUAACGACUGUGAUAAAGGAUUUAAAUGUCCACUGAAUAAAAUGAAAUCACCAAUAAAAUGUUUAAAUGGAACAUAUUCUAAUGAAACAAAGUCAACGGAAUGUAAAACGUGUCCAGCUGGGUUUUCGUGUCCAAAUGCUGAUGAAACUCCAGUGAAAUGUGCGGAUGGUUAUUAUAGUCUGGGAUCAGCAUCACAAUGUAUAAUAUGCCCUCGUGGACACAGUUGCGCUGAUAGAUCACAAUACCCGGUACCAUGUACCCCAGGAACAUAUUCUGAUACUGGUGAAAGUAAAUGUAACGACUGUAAUAAAGGAUUUAAAUGUCCAUUUAAUGAAAUGCAAUCGCCAAUGAAAUGUUUAAAUGGAACAUAUUCUAAUGGAACAAAGUCAACGGAAUGUAAAACAUGUCCAGCUGGGUUCUCGUGUCCAAAUGCUGAUGAAACUCCAGUGGAAUGUAAGGAUGGCUAUUAUAGUCUGGGAUCAGCAUCACAAUGUAUAAUAUGCUCUCAUGGACACAGUUGUUCCAACAAAUCAGCUCCACCGAGUCCAUGCCAACCAGGUGAAUUUUCAACAUCUGGUAGCACUCAUUGUGAAGAAUGUAGUAAAGGAUUUAUGUGUCCGGACCCGAAAAUGCAUUCUCCUUUACCUUGUGUAAACGGAACAUUUGCAAAUGAAACAAAAUCCAUCACAUGUAAAAUCUGUCCGGUUGGAAACACGUGUCUGGAUCCCAGGGAGACCCCAAAGAAAUGUGAAGCAGGAUAUUUUAGUGCUGGCGGAAUAACACGUUGCGAAAUAUGCCCUACUGGAUACAGAUGCAUUGACGGCUCUGCUCCAGAAAAAUGCAAGAAUGGUAGUUUUGCUAAAUCUGGUGCAACGUCUUGUAAAGAAUGCCCAAUUGGUUUCCAAUGCCCACAAGAUGGAAUGGGAGCGCCAAUUUCGUGUGGCAAUGGUACAUACGCUAACAAAACUGGUUCAUCAGAUUGUACAACCUGUCCAGCAGGUUAUUAUUGUGGCGAUCCACGCUUGACACCCACGCCAUGUAACGAUGGAUUUUAUAGUGGUGACGGUGCUGUUUACUGUUUGGAAUGUCCUGCUGGAUUCAGCUGCGAGCAAAAAGAUAACCCUGUGACCUGCAAGCAUGGAUUUUAUUCAAAAUCGGGUCAGAAGAAUUGCGAAGAAUGUCCUGUUGGUACUUAUUGCCCCCUGCUGAGUACAGAAUCGCCCUGGCCAUGUCCAAAAGGAUUUUACAGUAUCCAAAAUACAUCAAAAGAAUGUAUGGAGUGCGAACGAGGUUACAGAUGUCCUAAUCCGUCGGAGUCACCAAUUCCAUGUAAUGCUGGUUAUUACAUUGACGUGAGGGGUUCAACUGUAUGUCAAAGUUGUCCACCGGGAUUUUACAACACCAAACAAAGUCAGUCCCAGUGUGAAAGUUGUCCCGCAGGAUCACGCUGUCCAAAUAGAACUCAAGGACCCAUUCCUUGUUCCCCCGGACAGUACUCACCUGAAGCUUCCGAGGAAUGCUUUUCCUGUCCAGUUGGUUUCGCAUGUACUUCACCUGACGUCGAACCGAAAUUUUGCCAGGCUGGUGAAUUCAGUAAUGUUACAUCGUGUGUUGGUUGUUACAAAGGACAUUAUUGCCCAAGCAUGACUAUCCAACCUCUUUCCUGUGUUCAUGGUACAUAUUCAGAUAGAAGAGGAGCUGUGACAUGUGAUAUAUGUCCGCCAGGAUACUCGUGUCAUAAUGCUUCUGAUCCUCCCAAAGAAUGUAAUAAAGGAGAGUAUAGUAUUGCCGGGGAUGCAACCUGUAAGGAUUGUGCACGUGGUUAUUACAGCUUUGCACGUGCAAGCGUUUGUCUGCCUUGUCCUGCUGGACAAAAAUGUCGCGUCGCCUCUACAAUAAUCUCGCCUGUAGAUUGCCCGGCUGGUACUUUUAGCAGGGAAGGAGAAGAUUUUUGUAAAACAUGUCUGAGUGGAACGUGGAGUGGUAAUGCAUCAUCUACAUGUCUACCUUGCUCUGCUGGGUAUAGUUGUGAUGAUCCUUCUCACCCAAGUAUUUGCCCAUCUGGAACAUAUUGGAGCAAUGUAGGAACUAUUCCUAAAUGUGUAUCGUGUCCAGCUGGAUACGAGUGUACCAAUGCCACCCAACCUCCAGUACCUUGCGAACCAGGCUACUAUUCGCUUGAAGGGAAUUCCUCGUGUAAAGUAUGCUCUUCCGGUGAGGCAUGUCCAGACCCCGCCAGUCUACCAAUACACUGUCCGAUAGGAACUUACAGUAUUUUGGGUUCUACGUCGUGUGCUGAGUGCCCUGCAGGUUACAGUUGUCCCAAAGCAAGUGCUAGUAUCGCCUCUUGCUCAGAAGGUUCAUAUUCUCUGCUCGGUGUUGCUAACUGUACAGUUUGUCCCGCUGGUUAUGCAUGCCCAACGACUACAGAAAUUCCAUUCAAGUGUCAGCUAGGCCAAACAACCAAUGGCAAGAAAGGAUCGACAAAUUGUACAAACUGUCCUGCUGGGUUCCAAUGUCAACAGCCAGAGAGUGCAAUGGAAGAGUGCAAUGCAGGUUUUUACAGUCUUGGGUCUUCAGUGAAAUGUUCUAUCUGCCCUGCAGGCAGCAAAUGUCCUGCUAAAAAUAAACAACCAGAAAACUGCAAUCCAGGAGAAUACAGUUUGAGUGGCUGGGAGAAUUGCACAUCCUGUCCACCUGGUAGAGCUUGCCCAUCUGUAGCAGAAUCUGACAACUUUUUGUGUCGCAAAGGAACGUAUUCAAUAGGAAGUGCUCAAUAUUGUACAAUAUGUCCAGCUGGUAAAUACUGCCCUUCAAUCACCAAUGCAACUGAGAUACCCUGUCCUUCUGGAAUGUAUUCAUUUGGUGGGGCUGAUGCUUGUCUUGCAUGUCCUAGUGGAUGGAAAUGUUCGGCAAAGGAUGGGUCUGGCAAUGCUAGGUGUUUGCCUGGUACAUACUCUAUGGGUAACCAGACUGCAUGUACAGAUUGUCCAGCGGGAUAUGCCUGCACUUCCAUUUAUACAAGUGACAAAACGAAAUGUGAACCUGGGACAUAUUCUGGUGGGAAACAGACGAUGUGCACAGUUUGUCAGCCAGGUUUCAGGUGUCCAGACACAGAUAAGAAGAAUAUGAUUGCAUGUAAAGAUGGUAGUUAUAGUAUCGGUGGUAAACAAAACUGUACAGAAUGUCCCGCUGGUUUUGCUUGUCCAUCAAAAACAGAUGAUCUUCUAAUACCUUGCUAUCCAGGAAGUUACACGUUAAAUAAAGCUAGGACUUGCACAGAAUGUCCAGCUGGUAACUUUUGUCCUAAUGUUUCAUCUGCUCCAAUUCCCUGCGCUAAAGGCUCUUACUCACUUGGCUGGUUAACGAAAUGUAGGGAAUGUCCAGCUGGAUUUUACUGUGAUGUAGUUGAUUCGUCACCUAAACCGUGCCCACCUGGAAAGUAUAGCAACGCAUCUGCAAUUGUUUGCUCAGAUUGUAGCCCGGGUUAUGUUUGUGCGGAGGGAAGCAGAUCUGAUAAACCAGGUGCUGGUAUGUGUCCAAGUGGCUAUUUUUGCCCUGAUGGUUUAAAGAAAGAACCCUGUCCAGCUGGGACAUUUGGAAAUACAAGCCUGGCUAAAUCCAAAGAAGAGGGUUGUCACUCAUGCCCUCCAGGUUUCUUCUGCCCUGCAGGAACCUCUGGAUAUCCAACUAUGUCCGUCCGAUGUCCUCCUGGGCAUUAUUGUCUGCUGGAAACGAAAACCCAAUUCCAGUCCCCUUGUCCAGAUGGCACGUACAAUAACAGAUGGGGAUUGGAAAGAGAAAAUCAAUGUGAACAGUGUAAUGCUGGAUACACAUGUACAGGAGGGGAUUCUAGCGGUGAUAAGUUAUGUCCACGUGGCCAUUAUUGUCUUCGUGCAAAUACGUCAUGCCCCACUGGACAAGGAACUGGAACUAAGAAUAUUUCUCCCUGCAAAUGUCCUGCUGGAAAAUUCACUGAACAGGAAGGGGCCACAAGUUCAUCUCAAUGCAAGACAUGCCCAGUCGGUUAUUAUUGUGUAAGUGGAACUGCUGAACCUCAAGCUUGCCCUCCUGGAACAUUCAACAACUUGCCUGGACAGUCAGCCCUAGUAGAUUGCAGGCCUUGCUUUUCAGGCAUGGCGUGUCCUCUCUCUGCGCAAUCAUGGCCAACGUUGACAUGUAACGCGGGUUAUUACUGUCCAUCAGGAUCAUCCAGCCCAAACGCUACAUUAAACGCAUGUCCUGCUGGAACAUACACUGACUAUCAUAAUUUAACUCAUUCCCGAGAGUGUACACCAUGUCCUGCUGGCCAAGCCUGUGAAGCUGGGACUGGGGGAAAGCAAAAACCUCCCCAACUUUGUGCUAGAGGUCAUUAUUGUCCUAUGGGUACUAGAAAACCCACACAGUUCCCGUGUGUGGCAGGUUCGUGGGGCAACCUCACGAAUCUUGAAAAGCAAGCCGACUGUUAUCAAUGUCCCAAAGGCUGGUACUGUCUUGAAGGAAGUGAUAAACCUACUGAUCUUUGUGAAACUGGACAUUUUUGUCCAAGAGGCACUCGUUAUGGUACGGAGUUUCCCUGUUCUGCUGGGACAUUUUCAAAUCGCACUGGCAAUGUCAGAUGGGAAGUCUGUGAAGACUGUCCUGAAGGUCACUACUGUCCAGCUGGAACAUCUGUCCCUAAGAAAUGCUCAAGAGGAACAUACUUUGAUGUAACUAAAGCAAAGACUGCUCAAGAGUGUAAAACAUGUCUGGCUGGUUAUGUAUGUGCUGAGCCAGGAACAAUCUAUCCUGAAAAAUGUGAGAGAGGAAAUUACUCUUCACCAGGAGCCUACGUUUGCAGUAAUUGCGAAGCAGGUUUUUAUUGUGCUGAUGAGGCAACUAGUCGUGUCGUUAUGUUGAAUACAAUGAUCUGCCCAGCCGGUAUGCAUUGUCCAUCAGGCAGUCAACGUGCACCAGAUCUGGUCGCAAAUGCUUGCAAGAAAGGACAUUAUUGUUUGAGAGGAGAUGAGAAUGCGUAUCCAGUACCGUGUCCCAAUGGAACGUUCAAUGCUUUCACUGGUCGAAAACAUGUUGGAGAUUGUCAAAGUUGUCCACAAGGAUUCUUCUGUGAAGGAAAAGGCUUAGAAGACGUUGAUGGACCGUGCCCAUCUGGCCACUACUGUCCGCCUAGAACGGCUAAUAGAUAUUCUUUUCCCUGUCAAAUUGGUUUCUAUCGAAACGCUUCUUCUGCGAUAUCAGAAAUGGAUUGUUCAGUUUGUUAUGCGGGAUAUUAUUGUGACAGCACAGGACUGCCGUUACCCAAACCUUGCCCUGUUGGUUAUUUCUGUCCUACUGGCACAACAAUUCCUCAACCUUGUCCUAAUGGUUACUAUGGUAAUUCAUCACACGUGAAGAGAAGCGUGGAUUGUGCACCAUGUCCGGCGGGAGAAUUUUGUGCUGGAUUUGGUUUAACGGAACCAACUGGGCUUUGUGACGCUGGCUUUUAUUGCAAAGGGAAGGCUUUUACCUCGGCUCCGCCAGAUGGUCCUACCGGAGGUCUAUGCCCCGCAGGUGGCUUUUGCCCAGAGGGAGCGAAAACCCCACAAUCAUGCCCCGUAGGGACUUACAGAAAAUCACCAGGAGCUAGUUCAGCAGCAGAUUGCCAAGCUUGUGAUCCUGGAUAUUACUGCGCAGGAGAUACAAAUCCGGAAACAACAGGGAAGUGUGCUGCAGGAUAUUUUUGCACUGGUUCGUCAUCAACACCUACACAACAUCCAGCUGAAGAAGGCCAUUAUGCUAAGGAAGGGUCCGCCUACAUGGUGAAAUGCCCUGUUGGGACCUAUCAAGAGUCUGACCGUAUGGAUAAAUGUGAUACCUGUCUCCCAACGUUUUUUUGUAAUGAAACUGGACUUGUCAAAGCCCAUCUAUGUCCAACUGGACAUUAUUGUCCUGGCAAUAGUACAUUACCUACACCAUGUCCUGCGGGGACAUACAACGGUGAUAUAGCUCAAGAAUCAGAAACUUCUUGUAAACCGUGCAUGGGGGGUAAAUAUUGUAGCCGACAGGGACUUGCGAACUACGAAGGCGAUUGUUACGCAGGAUAUUUCUGUAUACAGGGAUCACCAUAUCCAAAUCCUGGAAACCUAACAAACGGGCUAUUGGAUGGUAAUUUCUCUUAUUAUGCCGGAGUUUGUCCUGCGGGGUAUUACUGCCGUGCGGGAACCGUUCGCCCUUACGACCACCCAUGUGAGAAUGGAACAUAUAAUGCCUAUGCUGGAGGAAAAAAGCCCGGGGAUUGUAAGCCGUGUGAUGGUGGUCGAGUUUGUAAUGGAAAAGGUCUUAGUGCUCCAAAUGGAGAAUGUCGUGCUGGUUGGUACUGUAAAAGUGGCGCAAAAUCACCAAUGCCAGUUGAUUCUUCCACUGGCGGUCAGUGUACUAAAGGCCAUUACUGUCCAAAUGGCACUAGCGAACCUAAGCAAUGUCAACUAGGAACGUACAGUAAUGUAACUGGUCUAGCAGAAUGUGUCGUUUGCCCAGAGGGAUCAUAUUGCAUUGAUGGUCAGAAUCCUGUACCUUGUCCCGAAGGUCAUUAUUGUCCAGCAGGUUCUCAUAAUAGUAACUGGAGGAAAUGUCCUCCUGGAACAUGGAAUCCUUCUAAAGGACUUGGUCGCGAAGAUCAGUGUCUGAAAUGUAAACCUGGUAGAUAUUGUCAGAAUUAUGGAGUAAUAGACUUCUCGUCAGGAAAUGGUAGUGGUUUAUGUCACUAUGGUUACUACUGUAAAAGUGGUGUCAACACUCCUACGCCAAGUGCGAAUUUCACUGGUAUUGGAGGGUUGUGUCCUACGGGAAUGUAUUGCAUAGAAGGGACUGCGGAUCCUAUCGGUUGUCCUGCUGGAACUUUCUCUAACGUAAAAGGAUUGAGAAACGUGUCUGAGUGUCAGCUGUGUUCUUAUGGACAAUAUUGUGGUCAAAAGAAUUUGACAUCUCCUUCAGGUGACUGCUACGCGGGAUUUUACUGUCUUCGUGGUUCUUCAUCACCCAAUCCUGCUGUUGUGACAUCUUCAGGCGGUCCAUGUCCACCGGCUCAUUUUUGCAAAAAUGGCACUUCGCAUCCGAAAGGCUGUCGAGCGGGAACGUACAAUCCAAAUACUGGAGAAAAAGAUUGCUUUGAAUGCAGGGAAGGUUAUUACUGCCCAGAGAACUCAACAGAUUUCACGCCGUACGAAUGUCCUGAAGGUCAUUAUUGUCCAAACGGUACCAAGAAUAAGUACGAAUUUCCAUGUCCAAAAGGAUAUUUUAAUAACAGAACAAUGGCUAAAAGCAUAUCAGACUGCACACCAUGUACACCUGGAUAUUACUGUAAACAAUCGGGCUUAACUCGUCCAUCGGCAAAAUGUGCUGCUGGGUGGUAUUGUGUUAGUAAAGCAUAUAUUGAUAAACCGAUGGACUUAGAUAACUUUACUUCUGGUGACUGUGUUUGCCCAAGUAAUGCCACUGGUGGCGAAUGCCCUCCCGGACAUUAUUGCCCAGAAGGCAGUGAUUUACCAAUACCGUGCACAGGUGGAUAUUACUGUGGAGGAACUCGAAAUACUAAUGUGACAGAUGUCUGUAGUCCUGGAUAUUAUUGCACAAAAGGGGCAUGGAAACCUAAGCCUGAUGAUGGUGUAACUGGCGAUAUAUGUCCACCGGGAAGGUACUGCCCUAAACAAACAUACAUACCAGAGAAAUGCAAGAAGGGAACUUUUUCAAACAGUACUGGAAACUUUAGAGAAGACCAGUGUCAAAAUUGCACAGCUGGCUCAUAUUGUAAAGACCAAGGUUUAAGUGCUACAAGUGGACUAUGCUCUCCCGGGUUUUAUUGCCCUCCAGGUCAAUUCUCAAAAAUGGCAUAUCAAUGCUUUCCUGGUCACUACUGUGAAGAAGGAAGUCCCUGGCCAACGAAAUGUUCGUCGGGAUCUUAUCAAGACGAAACGCAACAAACCAAAUGUAAACCAUGUCCUAGUGGAUAUUACUGUGACUUCAAGGAUGAUCUCAGUGAUUUCUCCUCCUAUAAAUGUCCACGAGGAUAUUACUGUCCUAAUGGAACAAGAUUUGCUAAAGAAUUCGGCUGUGCCAAUGGAACCUAUGGCAAUAACUCACAACUUACUUCUUCUGAUCAAUGCUUGCCGUGUCCACCUGGAAAAUAUUGUAAAGGUUCGUCACAUACAUUUACUGGAGAUUGCUUAGCUGGAUUUUACUGCAUUCGAGGAAGUUCUACUAAGACACCAACAGACAACGUUACUGGCCAAGCUUGUCCAAAAGGAAAGUACUGUUUAGAAGGAACUGAAGCCCCAGACAACUGUCCUCCUGGUACUUUCGCUAAUAUAACUGGUCUUAAAGCAAGAAGUGAUUGUUUACCAUGCACUGAAGGAAUGUAUUGUGAUCGUCCUGGAUUAGUAAAGCCUUAUGGCAAAUGUUCUGCAAGAUAUUUUUGUAGAGGAGGGUCUCUCAGUGCAACACCUAAUGAUACUAAUACUGGUGGUGUAUGUAUACCAGGUCAUUAUUGUCCUGAAGGAUCACCUCAACCACUGCCAUGUCAGGAUGGAACAUUCAACAAGGAUUAUCUUCAAAAAGAAUGUCAGAUAUGUCCUGAAGGCUUUUAUUGUGUUGGAGAUAAAAGCCAAGAUCCUGUUUCGUGUCCUGUUGGAUUUUACUGUACUAAUGGUACUGGUUAUGACUGGGCACCUUGCCCUAGAGGAACAUACAGCACGUCACUUGGGCUCAAGAAACAAUCUGAAUGUCGACAGUGUGAUGGUGGUAAGUACUGUGGAUCUCCUAAUGCGUCAAGUGUAUCUGGAGUAUGCGACGCUGGUUAUUAUUGUACUGAAGGAUCAGAUAUUCCAAAUCCAGAGGUAACCUUUACUGGAGUGGCUGGCCCAUGCCCAGCUGGUAGUUACUGUCCAAAGAAUACAACAUCGCCAUUACCUUGCCCACUGGGAACGUAUUCAAAUAAAACGCGAUUAAUAUCUUCUGGUCAAUGUGAAAAGUGUUGGUUUGGAUAUUACUGCGGUCAAACUGGUUUGACCAACUACUCUACACUUUGUGAUCCAGGCUUCUAUUGUGAACGCGGAGCAAAAGUAAGAAAUCCAGAUGGCAGUGAUGAGACUGGAGGACCGUGUCCUAGAGGAAGUUUUUGUCCGCUUGGUACUGGACAUCCCAAAGGUUGCCCGCCUGGCGAAUUCACCAAUCAAACUGGUCAAUCUUCAUGUCAAAAAUGUUGUUCUGGACAUUAUUGUGAUGGUAAUUCAUCAGUAUGUGACAAACCAUGCCCUGCAGGGUAUUAUUGCCCAGAGGGAACAAAGUACGCUAGACAAUUCCCCUGCCCACGUGGGUACUUCAACAACAAAUCUCGUGGUGUUGACGUCAGUGACUGUGAGUUAUGCCCACCAGGGAAGUUCUGUAGUCCUGCAGGAAGAGACAGACCUAGUGGUGAAUGUGAUGGUGGUUGGUACUGCCUUCGUGGAGCAUGGUCAAAACAGCCUGUACAUGUUGGUAAUUGUUUAUCAAAUACCACGUCUUGUUACUGCCCAAACACAACAACUGGUGGAGAAUGUCAGCCAGGAGAAUAUUGCCCUCCUGGUUCACCACAACCAACACCGUGCAAAUCAGGUUAUUUCUGUGAAACACCAGGCUUAUCAAACGUUACUGGGCCGUGUGAUGCAGGUUAUUAUUGUUUGGCUGGGGCAAAAGUAUCAAACCCUCGUGAUAAUAUCACCGGAAAUGUCUGCCAUCAAGGUCAUUAUUGCCCUAUCGGAACACCCUUUCCAGUGAAAUGUCCUGUUGGAACAUUCUCUAAUUCAUUACGAAAUCAGAACGUCAGCGACUGCCAACCUUGCACGGAAGGCAGUUACUGUGGUACAGGGGGAUUAGUAUCGCCGACCGGGGAAUGUGAUCGUGGUUAUUAUUGUCCUCCUGGGCAGUUUUCUAAACGACCUGCAAAGUUCAAAUGCACACCUGGUCAUUAUUGCCCUAAUGGAAGCUCUGUGGAACGUCCGUGUGAGUCAGGCAGCUAUCAAGAUGAAUAUGGUCAAUGGAAAUGUAAAGAAUGCCCAGCAGGGUUUUACUGUGAUGCUACAAUACUUAAUGUUACUCAGUGUAUACAUGGUGUUCAACUCCCUAGACCUUGUCCACAGGGGUACUACUGUCCUAAUGGUACAGCAGAAUAUUUCACCUAUGGCUGUCCAAAUGGAACAUAUAGCAACAAAACUCACUUAAAGAGCAGUGAUGAGUGUACUCCAUGUCCCUCAGGAAGAUAUUGUUCUGGAACAUCGAAUAAGAUCUGGGAUGGUUAUUGUGAAGCUGGUUAUUGGUGUAUACAGGGAGCUAGUCACAAAGCACCAACUGAUGGUCAUUCUGGUCGUCGAUGCUCUCCCGGAUACUACUGCCCAGCUGGUACUGUAGUCGAAAAGCCGUGCCCUAUUGGAACAUUUUCUCCUGUACAAGGUUUAAAGUCAUCUUCAGAAUGCAAGCCGUGUUCACCUGGACACUACUGUCAACAACAUGGUCUUAAUGAUACAUCAGGAAAUUGCUCUGCUGGCUUUUACUGCAAAGGAAAUGCCACGAGCUCAACACCGGUGGAUGGGGUUACAGGUGACGAGUGUACAAUCGGUCAUUAUUGUCCAUCAGGAAGCAGUCUUCCAAAGCCAUGUGAACCAGGAUAUUACAUGAAUCAUUCCCAGUCCGCUGAAUGUGAUCCUUGUCCCGCGCGGUAUUUCUGUACUAAUCAAGUAAAACCAGUGCCGUGUACACCAGGUUUCUACUGUCCCGAGAGAACUGGAUUCGAUCUUCAGCCUUGUUCAACUGGAACAUUCAGUAACAGUUUCUACCUCUCGUUGCCUCAAGAAUGUAAUCCGUGUUCAUCAGGUUUUUACUGUGACGCUCUUAACAGCACAACUCCAAAUGGCCCGUGUCAUGGUGGAUUUUACUGCAGAAAUGGUUCUGACUCACCAACACCAUCUGGUGGAAAUAAAGGUGAUGCUGGAAUAUGCCCGGAAGGUCAUUAUUGCCCGAAAGGCGACGCUUUGUCACCUAGAGCUUGUCCAAUGGGAACAUUUAAUAACCUCACCCAUCGUUCAGAUGUCAAAGAAUGUGCAAAAUGUCUAGAAGGGCAUUAUUGCGGAAAACCUGCCUUAAGCUGGCCCUCAGGUAAAUGUUAUCCUGGUUAUUACUGCAAGAAAGGUUCCUCGUCGCCAAACCCCUCUAAUGUAUCCGAAACUGGAGGACCAUGUCCAAAAGGUUAUCGCUGUCCAAAUGGAACGAUCACCCCAAUACCUUGUAAACCUGGAACAUAUAACCCGCUAUCACGGCAGGACACUUGCUUACCAUGUCCUGCUGGAUAUUUCUGUCCAAAUGCUUCAUACGAAUACACCCGAUGCCCACGUGGAUACUUCUGCCCAAACAGCAGUGGCCAUGCAGAACCGUGCCCAAUAGGCACGUACAAAAAUUAUUCACAUGGAAAUGAUGUCAGUACUUGUAAGAUGUGUCCUCCUGGAGAGUUUUGUCCUAUUGCCGGCCAAGCUGAACCUCGUGGCCUCUGUGCCGCAGGAUGGUAUUGUCGUGGAGGAUCUUGGGAGGAUAAACCAUUAAAUGGAUCAAUUUUUGCGAAUUACAGUGCAUGUCCUUUGUUAGGUGAGACUGGAGGGUUUUGUGCUAAAGGAACAUUCUGUCCACCAGGAAGUGAUCAACCUAAGCCAUGUACACCAGGCUAUUAUUGUGAUGAAGAUUAUCUCGAUAAAGAAUCUGGACUGUGUUCUCCAGGUUACUAUUGUAAUGGCAGUACUGUAAAUCGUAAACCAACUGGUCAGGAUAAUGGAGGAAUUUGUGAACCUGGGUAUUAUUGUCCUGAAGGAAGUUCAUACCAAAAUCCUUGUUGGCCUGGAACAUAUGCACCUAGAUAUGAAAAUCAACGACGUAAUAACUGUCGAGCAUGUGAUGCAGGGAAAUAUUGUGGAUCAUAUGCACUUUAUAAACCUGAAGGUAACUGUUCUAAGGGAUAUUAUUGCCCUGCUGGAGAGGUAUUGAAGAGUCCACCAGAUAAGGAAUGUCAACCUGGACACUUCUGUCCUGAAGGAGCUGGAACUCAUGAGCCUUGUCCACCAGGUUAUUAUCAACCAUACAAAGGUAUGGGAAUUUGUUAUAUCUGCCCUGAAGGUAGUUAUUGUGAUCCUGCUGAUGCCAGAGCUAACUUAUCCAGUGGUAUCAAUUCUUCAACCCACGGAGUGAUUUAUCCACUUGAUUGCCCUCGUGGCUACUAUUGCCCUAAUGGAACUCGCACUAAAUUCCAAUUCCCAUGUCCACUCGGUACCUUUGGAAAUAGAAGUAAGCUAACAACUGUUGAUGAAUGCGAACCUUGUUUGAAAGGGCACUAUUGUAAAAAAUCUGGUAUAACUGAACCAAGUGGAGUUUGUUACGAAGGAUAUUACUGUACUAUCAAAGCAACAUUACCAAAUGAUAAUGUAACAACAAAUGAAGGAGGACCAUGCCCGCCCGGACAUUAUUGCAAUGUAGGUUCGCAUAAACCUGAACCGUGCCCAAGUGGUACCUACACGCCAUUGUCAAAACAGGGAAGAUUGUCAAACUGUCUAGAUUGUCCUGGUGGUAAAUAUUGCUCUAACCCUGGUCAGGCUAUCUAUAAUGGUAGUUGUUAUCCCGGAUAUUAUUGUUCUGGUCGAUCGCUUAAACCUAACCCAGUCAAUGAAAGUUAUGGCGAUAUAUGUCCACGUGGCAGUUAUUGUCCUCUUGGUAAUGCUUCACCACUGAAGUGUCCUCCUGGUACAUUCAACAAUCUUACCAGCGCCUCCAAGCCAACAUUCUGUCUACCAUGUACACCUGGUAAAUAUUGUGAAGGAUACGGCUUGAUUUCACCUUCAGGUGAUUGUCAUCCCGGUUGGUACUGCAGUAGAGGGGCACAUAGUAAAAAGCCUACCCUACUUUCUGAUCUUGUUUACAACAAUUCCUUGGACUUCACUUGCCCUGCCUAUUUGGUUAAUCAAACUGGAAAUAUUUGUCCUGUUAGCAGUUUUUGCCCUGAAGGUUCAGCUAAACCACGGCUGUGUCUACCAGGAAUGUUCUGUGACACAGAGGGUCUUUCAUACCCGUCGGGUAAUUGUACCGAAGGUUUUUAUUGCGCGCUUGGGUCGAACUCAUCAAACCCUGUCGUGUGUGAAGCCGGGCAUUAUUGCCCUACUGGAACUCCACGUCAAGAGCCCUGUCCACCUGGGACAUUUAACCCUGAUACGAACAAGGCCUCUCUAGCAGAUUGUCAAAACUGUACUGAAGGUUACUACUGUCCAGGACCAGCUGAGACCAAAGUAACAUUUAAAUGUAUGCAAGGAUAUUAUUGCCCAUCAGGCUCGAUCCAUAACGAUACGAUCCAAUGUAAGUUGGGACAUCGCUGCGAAAGUGGUAGUCCUCGACCUGAGCCGUGUCCAGCAGGAGAAUAUCAAAACGAACAAGGACAAUAUAAAUGUAAAGAAUGUCCUGAAGGCUUCUAUUGUCCUGCUGAUGGUGUUAUAGUCCCUUCAAACUGUACUGCAGGUAAUUAUUGUCCACCUGGCACAAGAUCAGAAAGACAAUACCAAUGUCCACCCGGAACAUUCAGUAAUAAAGUUGGCCUGAUAUCUAAAUCUCAAUGUGAUCCAUGUUCCCCUGGAAAGUUCUGUUCAGGAUAUGGCAAUAUCAAACCAACUGGAGAUUGUGCUGCAGGAUAUUAUUGCAAGCAAAAUGCUUCUAAUAUCACUCCUGAAGAUGGCAUAACUGGAGGACCGUGUCGCCGAGGCAAAUACUGUCCUGCUGGUUCAGUGGAAGGAGAAAAUUGUCCUAAAGGAACAUUUAAUAACAAAACAGGUCAAGAGAAUGUAACGAACUGCCAGCCAUGUCUGCCUGGAUACUAUUGUCCAACGAAAGGAAUUGUCGUGCCUACACUAAAGUGCACCGCUGGUUACUGGUGCAAAACGGGCUCACAUAUUCCAACACCGAACGAUCCCUCCUAUGGUGUCCGCUGCCCUAAUGGUAGCUACUGUCCUGUGGGCACACCUAGGCCUAUAGAUUGUCCUGCAGGUUCCUAUCAGCCAGAUAUUGGUAAAACCAGUUUCAGUGAUUGUAUUCCGUGUGAUCCAGGAAAGUAUUGUGAAAGAUCAGGUCUUAACGCUGUUACUGGAUCCUGCAACCGAGGAUUCUUCUGUAUUUCAAAUGCUACGACAAACGAACCGAGGGAUGGAAUAUCCGGUAAUAUUUGUCCGGUGGGCCAUUUUUGUGUUGAACAGACAUCACAGCCAUCUAUUUGUCCUAAUGCAACUUUCAUGAAUCACACAGGGGCUAGUAGUUGUUACCGCUGUCCAGAAGGAUAUCACUGUACGACGGGCUCAAAGGCAGAUAUAUGUCCUGCUGGUUCCUACUGUCCUGAGGGUACAGGUUUUGAUACUCAACCGUGUCCUGUGGGGACAUUUGGUGAAAGAGCUGGAUUAGUUAAAGUUGAUCAAUGUACCGACUGUACUUCUGGUCAUUACUGUCAGUUUUCUGGUAAAUCAAAUGUCACUGGACCCUGUGAUGGUGGAUAUUUUUGUAAAGUUGGAGUUAACACUUCAACGCCAUCCUCAACAAAUACUGGUGAUGGAGGAAUAUGUUACCCUGGCCAUGAAUGUCCAGUUGGAACAGGAAAUCCCUCUCCCUGUAAACAGGGGUAUUAUGCUCCCUUGCCGAUGAUGAAAAGUUGUAUGAUCUGCCCUGAAGGAAAAUAUUGCAAUGGUACAACAAUAGUACCAGCUGACUGUCCGGCCGGAAGUUAUUGUCCAAAUGGCACUAUGUUUGCGACACACUACCUUUGUCCAUCGGGUACGUUUAACAACAGGACGUCGCAAACACAUCCGAGUUCCUGUCAACAAUGUUGGCCUGGAUAUUAUUGUGGUGGCGAAGGAUUGAUUGAACCCAGUGGUGUUUGCGAUCCUGGUUUCUAUUGUGCUGGUGGUGCUUCAAUGAAACGUCCUGGUGACUUUGGUAUUCUUGAUCUUAGUGCGGCUAACGUUUCCUGUUAUUCCCAGUGUGUUUGUCCAGCCUUGAACACUACCACAGGUGGUAUUUGUCCAAUCGGAUUCUAUUGCCCCAAAGCAUCGACAAAACCCCUUCGUUGUAAGAUUGGUAUGUAUUGUGCUAAUGCCGGCCUUGAUAAGCCCACUGGUAACUGCACUUCUGGCUAUUAUUGUAAUGACACCUCCACUGUUCCUGACCAAUACGAGUGUCCAAUGGGACAUUUUUGUCCUGAAGGUACCGGGGUACCUGUGCCUUGUCCAGCUGGCACAUUUUCUAAUACCACUAAAAACACGAAGCGAGAGGAUUGUCAACAAUGUGAAGGUGGUUAUUAUUGUGCUGGAACAAGGAACAUUAAUCCAACUGACAAAUGCGCUGCAAAAUACUUUUGCCCUGGCGGUCAGAGUGACAAAUCACCAGUUGAAUUUAUAUGCACUGCUGGUCAUUAUUGUCCACGUGGUUCGAUAGGAGCGCAGUCUUGCUGGAAUGGUUCAUAUCAAAAUAUGACGGGUCAAGAUAGUUGCAAUGAGUGUCCACCGGGAUAUUAUUGUAAUCCUGCAUUAGGUCCAGUCGUUAAUCCUUCACGAUGUCCCACUGGGUACUACUGCCCGAAGGGAACAACAUUGGCAAAGGCCUUUGCUUGCCCUAAAGGGACGUUUAACAAUAGAACAAGUGCGCAAGCUAUAGAGGAAUGUACCGAGUGCCCAGCAGGAAAGUUUUGUGGUCGGACUGGUUUGUCUGAACCUUCUGGCGACUGUUUUGCUGGUUAUUACUGCUUGAAGUCGUCUCAAUACCCAUAUCCGGUCAUGAACUUAACCGCACCAUCAAACUUCACGUUCAAAUAUUACAACGACAGAUGUCCACCAGGCUAUUAUUGUAAGAGUGGUACAACACAUCCCAAGAACUGUCCUGUUGGUACAUUUUCAACUAUGGGGGGUAUUGGUAAUUCAUCUCAAUGUCAAGCAUGUCCAGCGGGGCGAUAUUGCAGUUCCUCAGGUCCAGUAACAUCCAACGAGCCUCCAAAAUGCAGUGCUGGCUAUAUCUGUCUAGGCGGAUCAAGCACUCCUACACCGACUGAUAAUAUUGUUGGUUAUAUAUGCCCUCGUGGUUUCUACUGUGAAGAAGGUGCUCUCACAAAAAAAGCAUGUCCGCGUGGAACAUUCCAAAAAGAUCUUGGUCGAUCAAACUGCGACGUUUGCAACAAUGGUACCAUGUGUGAAGGCAACAACACCAUAUCUCCCCCUAAGUGUAAACUUGGUCAUUAUUGUCAAUCUGGUAUACCUGAACCAUGUCCUAGUGGUACUUAUGGGAAAGAGCCUGGUCUCAAAACUGCAUCAGAAUGUUCACCCUGUCCAACUGGCAAAUAUUGUCCUGGUUUGGCAAAUAUAGCGCCAAAUCUAACUUGUGCUGCAGGCUGGUUUUGCGAGAGCGGAGCAAAAAGUGCUACUCCAGAACGUGUAAAUACUUCUUCACUCCAUGGACCUUGCAAAGAAGGAUAUUACUGUGAAGAAGGAACAAAAGCCCCCACCAAAUGUCCUCCAGGAACAUUUCGCAAUACCACUGGAGCAAGAUCUAUAGGCGAAUGUCUGAAUUGUCGACGUGGGUAUUUCUGUAAAGGCUAUGGACUCAGAGAACCAAGCGGGAAAUGUUACAAAGGAUAUUACUGUCAAGGAGGUGUUGAGGAACCGUCUCAUCAGUGUACAGUUGGUCAUUAUUGCCCAGAAGGGAGCGCUGUCCCAGUACCAUGUCCUGCAGGUCAAUCUCAACCAGAAAAAGGUAAAUGGGAAUGUGAUAAAUGUCCUGCUGGGUAUUACUGUUUGAGCACGAAUUUUACCCACCAAAUUCCAUGUCCUGAACAUAAUUUCUGUCCGGCUGGCAGUUCGUUUCCGACGCUAUGUCCUCUUGGUACUUAUUCUAAGACGGUGAAACUUGUGAAUGAUAGUCAAUGUAAUAACUGUAUAACUGGAAGUUAUUGUAGAGCAGGAAGGAUAGUCGGUCCCUGUACAGCAGGAUAUUAUUGCAAGAGUCGAAGUCCUGAUCCCAACCCUUCCUUUCGAAAUUAUUCGUACCCAGUCGAGGCAGGACCCUGUGCUGUAGGGUAUUAUUGUCCAAAUGGUACAUUAAAUCCAGUACCAUGUCCCAACAAUACAUUGAAAGAUUAUCUUGGUGGUUAUGGAUUGGUAUCAGACUGUAAGCCUUGUCCUGCUGGAAAACAGUGCUUUGGAGGUAACGGCAAUGCAUUACCUUGUCCGACUGGUAGCUACUGUGAACAAGGGAGCAGUGGCCCACAGGAAUGUCCAUUGAAUACACACAGAGAUCUAAAAGAUGGUAGAAAUAUCAGUGAUUGUUUCCCCUGCCCUGCUGGAUAUUGGUGUAAUAUCACUGGAAUUGCAAGUGUCAGAGGGUACGAAUGCCCGAUCGGGUAUUUCUGCCUUGAAGGUCAAGGUCCUACCGCUUGCCCUGGAGGAAAAUUACGUAAUCAUGUGGGGGCAAAGAAUGCUACAGACUGUUCACCAUGCCCUGCUCGGUAUUACUGUCCUGACGGAAAGGCAAACGUCCAUGGCAUUUCAUGUCGUGCAACACGAUAUUGUCCAGAGGGCUCUGCUUUAGAGAGAUUAUGUCCCGGAGGGCAUUAUUGCCCGGCAAUGACUGGCGAUCCACUUAUUUGUCCAGCCGGUUAUUCCUGUCCUGCGAAUUCCUCUGGAAUAACUCUAUGUGAAUAUCCUCAUUACUGUCCAGAACGCUCCGAUCGACCACUACAGUGCCCUCUGGGAUAUUCUGCCGAACGUGUCGCUGGCAAUCGUACGUCGUUACAAGACACGUGUUCUAUCUGCCCUGAUGGUUUCUAUGGCAAUCAUCCAAUGCGUCAUAACUGUUCAAUAUGCCCUGCGGGCUAUUUCUGCCCUGCUGGCACUACUGGACCUCACGUUAACCCCUGUACUCAGGGAUAUUAUUGCCCCGAAAGGUCAGCUAGUCCUAAUCCAUGCCCGCCUGGCAUGUAUGGAAAUAAACACCGUGCAGUGAGCAGCUCUGACUGCUUACAAUGUCCUGAGAAUACGUUCAAUAACCGCUUGGGACAGUUAGCUUGUCGACCAUGUGGUAGCAGUGCAACUUCAGGUCGAGGCUCUCCAAUAUGUGAUUGUAUGGGGGAUUACAGAUCAUUCCAGGUGUCGGAUGGAUCAUGCCAGUGUUUAUCAGGAUAUGUUUAUUAUAACGAAGUGAACAGAGAAAAGGAAGAGGGAAAUAGUGACUUGUCUUGUCAACCCAAGGUUGACGAACGCUGUAAUAGUGGUGAAGUACGCAUGUCUCGUACUCGUGAUUGUGUUGAUCCAGAUAGUGUUUCGUGUAAACGAGCUUGUCCUCAAAGUGACAGAUCUUAUUUAGACGUUGACCGCGGUAGUUGUAUCUGUAGUUACGACGCUCCUGAUGAUAUCUGUGACAACGUCUGUAGCGAGAGGAAACCAAAGAUCACGAUCCAACGUAACAGCACAAGCAGUGCUCUCUAUCUUGUUAUGAAAUCAGUUGAUGGCGUGAAAGUUGAGGAAUUGGGCGAUGAUUAUGGUAUCGCAGAUUAUGAUAAUGAUAAACAUCAUACAGAGAUUGUUGGAAUGCAGUCAUCGGGCGUUGCUGGAGUGUUGAUUACCAACAUAACUCAGUCACCUUUAGAACCUGUUCAAAAUGUUCCAUCAGGACGUUCUCGUCGUAGUGUGACAAAUACCACCACAACCCCAAAUCCCACCAGUAACACUUCUCCUGCUUCAGUUCCUAAUCCUUUCAUAUGCAUUGAAAUAGGAAGCGCGAUUUUGUUUAGAGUCGAGGUUAAUGAAGAAAAUCGCUCAUUGAGUCAUUAUCCAAGGUACAAUAAAGAUCAUCUUUUCAACCAAAACGACAGAUUCGACUACGGCAAUUUCCGUCUGCUUCAUAGUUUAAUACGAGAUACAAACAAGUCGUUGUCAACGUUUGCUAACGUUUUCACCGAAGCUGGAGUAUUUGUUUUUUAUGACAACGGUGAACCACUUCGUGAGAUGAUUGUUAAGGUGACGGUACAAGGUGAAAAAUGCAGUGAAAAGUUCAACAAUCAACUUCUUCCAGCAAGUUCCAUUACUCUCACACAAUAUCGGGUGGCAAAAUCUGAACCAGAAAAUCUCGCUCCAAACUGGUUGAUUAUUUAUGGUCUAACUGCUUUUAUGUUGAUCUGUGUUAUCAUGUUGGUGAUCGCAACCAUGAUAUGGAGACCUAGAAACUUUGGGCAAUACUCCUUCAGAGCAGUGCGUCCAAAGUAUAAAAGUCUUGGUGCCCCAAUCCCGGUUGUUCCCAUCCCUGGUGUUGAUGAUAUUCCUAGUGAUCUUGGCCCAAGGGGUGUAGCUGAGGGCGCGCCAUCUUUACAGACAGAGAGUGUUAAAUUUGAACUGGAAAAUUUCAACGUUCGUACUUUGUAUGAUAAACUUGAAGAUCAAACAUUACACGUGACCUCACAACUCGCACGUCAUCAAGCAGAUCUAAGAGGAUUUUAUGAACGUAUAAGCCAACAAGCUGAGAACCUGAAGCAAAUGUUGAAUAAUAUGGAUGUUACAGCUUUGAUUGAGGCGACCCGAGAGGCAGCAAGUCAGAAUGUUGAUACACCGCAGGGUAGUUCAGGAACAGAUGAAGAAGAUAAAAUGAAAACCAAAGAAAUUUUCCUUGGAGGUGGGAAUAGAGAGGAAGAGUUGAUGAAAACAUUACAACUUCUUGUUGAUAAAAUUGAAAUCGGGGGACAUGCAAUGCCACACGGAGAACAAGGUCAAGGUUUUCCAAGUGAGUCUGUUUAUCCAGCAGUUUGCCCAACAAGGACUGAAAUUAAACAAACGGAACAUCUCGUGACAUUAAGUGAUACACGAGACACUGCAGGUAUUUCUCAGGGGAUUGGACUGUCUAAGAACUCUGGUGUAUGGAAUAUUGUCAAGAGACUUAACGAUGAAAGAAUCAAGGUAGAUCAUGAAUUACGAGAGGAAGAGGAGGCUGAAAUAAGAAGUUUACUGAACAAACAGGAGGAACGUCGUAAUGAGGUCAUCAGCCUGAAGGCAGAAGAGUUAGCUGAAAAAUUAUCAGGAUGUGCAAGCGAGGAUGAAAUGAGAGCAAUUAUGAACGCGCACGAUGAAGAACUACGACGCUUGGAACACAACCUUGCAGCAGAAAAAGAACAACAGAUGAAUAACUUGAAGGAAAGAUUGCGAAAGAAACGACAGGAAAGAGAAGCGGCAUUAUUAAAGAAGCAGAUGAAGGAGGCUGAGGAUCACGAUAUUACACUGAAGGAAAAUGAAUUACGAGACUUCACAACAGAUGGUGUUCUUCAGUUGGAAACUGCUGUAUUAUCUACCAUCACUCACGAGGAGACACGUGACCUGGCAAAUGCUGAAGAGAAAGCUGAAGAAGAUAGGACGAAUUCGUUAACGCGACAGAUUGGAGACUCGUUUUGCGAUAUUGUGGAGAACAUCAGUAGCAGUGGUGCAAUAAGUAGUGCUGAAGCUGAGGAAUAUCUUCGUGAACAUAUGAGGAUGGAAGGAGAUUUAGAAAGACAGAGACAAGAGAAGAAACAGUUGCAAAUAGCAGCAGUGAAUGAAAAACUAGAACAAAGGAGAAAGGAGAGAUUAAGAAAGUUAAAAGAAAAACAAGAGUUGGAACGUGCCCAAGCUGUAGAGCAGGAACUGGACUUGGUGGAAAUGGAAAAGCGCCAUGGAUUCGAACGAGAGGAGUUAGAAGCUGAAUAUGAAACUGAAAAAGCACAGCAUAUUGUGGAAAUAAAGAAACGUGUUAACAAAGAACACGAACAUGACGUGAAGAAGAAAUAUAAAGAUUUAUUGGAGAAGGUUGGUCGUGAGCAAGAUAUUGAUCCCAUGUUGCAACAGCAGAUUUUGGAUCAACUACGUCGUGAUAAUGAGAAUGCCAUGGAAAGUCUUGCAAAGCAGAAAGCAGCAGCUAUGCAAGCAACAAAGGAUAAAAUAGCAGCACGUAAAGCGCGACGAGAAGCAGAAGCCAGACGUUUGGCAGAUGAAACAGCAGCACGACUUAUUUUGGAAGAACAAAGUAAAUCGGUUGUUACAAAGCAAGAAUUAACUGCUGAGAGUAUAACCAUACCUGAUGUCCCUCUACCAACUGAAUCAAUGGAAGAGAAGGCGGUAAAACGUGAACAACUACGUGCCUUGGAGGAGAUGAAAGAUCGCCAUGAAAAAGAAGAGAGUAAAUUAAAGAAAAAUUUGGAGAUUGAAGCACGUCAAGCGGAAACAGAUGAAGAAGCUGCGUUUAAAUCUGAGAAAGAAAAACAAGUAUUUGAACUUCAACAAAGACAAGCAGCUGAUAGACAGGCACGACAGGAUCUUCAUCCUGCUGAAAUGGAAAGACUGAUGAAUGCACACCAGCAAGAAAUUGAAAACUUGAUUGAGAACAUGGAGAACGAUCGAACACGGCAACAGGACAACCUGAAACGUAGACUACAAGAACGAAGACGACAACGUAUGGAUGCUCUACAACGAAAACAUGAACGAGAAGAAGCAAGAGAGGUUUUAGAACAACAAAAAGAACUUAAAGAUGUGCGAGCAAGCAAUGUCAAAGCUGCUGAGAAAGACGUGAUUCUUCAAGCCAUUCGAGACAACGGUGCUGAUUCCAGUGAACUAGUGAUUCGCAAGAUUUUGGAAAAACGUCAUGAACAAGAGAUGAAAGAUCUUGAUAAAACAUUCCAAGAAGAACGACGUGUUGGUAUUGAUGAGUCUCUUGCGAAGUUGGAAGAUGAACAUGCUUCGCAAAUGGAAAAAAUGCGUAAGACACAUGGCGAAAAACUGAAAUUGUUGGAGAAUGAAAAUUUAUCACCAGAAGAGUUCCAGCAACGUAAAGCUCAGCUGCUUAAUAAACAACAACUAGAAUUGAGCGCCUUGGAACGGAAACAUAGUGAGGAAAUGAGAAGAUUAAAAACUACUGCCACCGCUGAUUGGGAAGUUCGGUAUGCACGUGCGAAACUUGAAUUAAGGGAAAAGCAUUACCAGGAAUAUGCAGACGCUUUGAGUGAACUUUCCCCCGAGCAGUCAGAAGCUCAUAAAAAAUCUGUAGAGAAAGCUUUGCAGGCUGCGCGUGAGUUGGACGAAAUCAAGAAAAAACUUGAGGACGAAAAACGAAUUAACGAUGAAAGGCAGAGACAGGAAAAUGAAGAUUUUGAAAGGGAGCAGAAACGGCGCAUGGAAGGGGAACUCAAUCAGUUUGAACUGGAUUUACAGAAAGAUGACGAACAGGAAAGAAAAAAGAAUGAAAAAAUGAUGCUGUCGUUGAAUGCAAGAAAAGAAGAUCUACUAAAAGAAAGGAAAAUGAAAGCAAAACAACAAAUCGCAAAGAUGAGUCAACAAGGUGCAAGUAAAGGUGAAAAAGACGCAUUACUUAAAGAACAUAGUGAGGAUUUAGCAAGACUAAUGAAUAAACUAGACGCUGACAGAAUGAGAAUGCAGAGUUCACUGGAAGAAAGAUUGAAAAGAAAACGACAAGAAAAACGAAAAGAGAAAAUGAAGGAACUGGAAAGAACAGCGGAAGAAGAAAAGGUGGAACACGAGGGUAAACAACAUGCUGAAACAGAACGUUUACAAGCCAAUGAGGUUUUGCAGUUGAAGGAAAGUAUCCAGGUUGAUGAUUUAGUCGCUGUUGCUGGACAAGCUGAAAUUCAAACAUCGGCAUCCAGUCAGCCUGAAUUACCUGUAACAUAUCGCAUGGCUGCGCCACUAUCAGAAAGCCAGAUAACGUCAUUACUCCUUCAGUCGCCAUUGUAUCAGAAGCUUGAGAACAUCAAGAAUUUAAUCAAUGAAAAUAACGGAGGAAAGUCUUCUUCGACAGAAGGUGCCGGUUACACAGACAUCAAGGAUGAUACCUUGUGGUCAUCGGACGAAACCCUCGUUCCAGUCGAUCUUAAUAAGAUACCUAGUCGGUCAUUUGUUGUUUAUAAAUUUGGUUGUUUCAUAGUUGACCUUCUAACAAUCCAUUGUCAACAUUCCCCGGUGACUUUAUUGUUGGCUGAUAAACUUCCUCCGAAUCCCCAACUGGCUCGAAAUGCUUAUCGAAACUCAUUUUAUUUCGAUUCCAACAACCAAAUUUUGUACAUGCGCAAGGAACGUUUGGAGAAUGUCGGUGAGUUUGUCUUGGUGUUAAUUCACUGUCUUGCUCACUUGAAAGCUCAAGAUCUUCGUGAUGACACGGAACCGUCGUUCGUGAAAGAAUUCCAUCGUGGUUUGGCGAUUGUUUGUGACGAUCUCUUCUUCGCUCGUUAUCGUCGUUCAUGUGUUCCUUCCGCAUCUCAAAAUGAUGAUCUCGCGAAGGUGGCUGAGCUACUGGAUAGUAAUAUCAAAGGCACAGAAGAUAGUCCAGUAAAUGGCGAUGUCGUAGGUGAUUUGCUAGAUGUAAAACUUCUUCGUGGUUCGUCAAAGGAUGGCGUGCAUUUCUCACGAGACGGUUUGGUUGAACGAUUAUCCAAAUACAGCAAUUUUGCAUUAAGUAAUAAGAUUCAGGAUCUUCUCGGAAACGUUAAUGAUAAAUCUGAGCAGGCUCAGAUUCAAGGUACUGAUAUCUACAUUGAAGAACGUCUUCGUGAACUCGAAGGUUCUGUCCGCCCUGUCACACGUUUUGCACAGUCACGUGGAAAUCUUGUUUCACGUGAUACUGCUAGAGAGUUUUCGCGUGGCAUGGCUGUCUCAAGAUCAUCAACGGCCUAUCCCGGAUCAAGAAAACGGUCAACUGCCGAUGGCCGCCCGAGUGGUGGUGAAGAUCUUCACAAAUCAUUUAUUGAGGUUCAAGUGCGUGACAUUCAAGAAAAAGUUGACAAUUUGAAUGAAGAAUUUUCAGAGAUUACCGUCGAAUUGUUGGAACAAAAGAACAAUGUUGAGGAAUUAGAAACAGAGGUGCUUGCAAAGACGGACGCUCUCAAGACGCUGGCUCAAGGAUCUCAUGAAUAUAUCCAGCAACAAGAACUUUUGUAUCAGACUUCUGUUACCUUGACAACAAAGAAGAAUUUAGCGGAAGCCUUGGAGUUGAAGAAACGAUCGUGUGUUCAGCGCUUGGAACUCUUUCAAAAUCAACUGAGAGGGAAAACUGUGCAACUGGCGCAAUAUGAACAAAAACAACAAACGACUACAAAGAAAGAUUCUACGCGUAAGAAGUCUAAGAAUUGACGUUAAAAACGAAACUUUAUGAUUAAUUUAAUGUAUUUGUGCGCUUUAUAAUAUAGUUAUUUAUAGUAUUUACUGCAUGAAAAAUUUCGCAUUUCUUCAAGCAUACUUCUUUUCUUUUUUCAUCUUUUAAAUUUUUCUAAAACUGACCGGAUCAGUUAUAUAGAUUGACGUAUAAUCACUUAGAAAAGGAACAAGUAUUUAUUUGUAUUAAGCACAAUACUUUAUAGUUUAUAAUGAUUAAUUAUUUCAAUUGCACUGUGCUGGUUGUAUUGAUAUAUGCAUGAAAUCACCUGUAUCUUAAGGCUGUAUAUAUUCACCUGUGUAAUAUUUUAUGCAUAACAUAAACUGUCCUGUCAAUGU
Dendronephthya gigantea is the source of this 28858-nucleotide messenger RNA. RefSeq lists its product as uncharacterized. Gene Ontology annotation, molecular function: protein binding. The transcript is spliced from 96 exons. Bases 356 to 28498 code for a protein of 9380 amino acids. Lineage: Eukaryota; Metazoa; Cnidaria; Anthozoa; Malacalcyonacea; Nephtheidae. The record is from RefSeq and is a predicted model, not a curated record.